AUGGUGCGUAGAACGAAGCCUACAGCAUCCUACACGGGUAUCCUCGAGCUAAUGGGAGGUCGUCAGCAGCAGCACAUGACAGCAACCCUUCACAGGAUCCAAUGCCUCGGCUACAAGAUCGUGGGGAGCAUCCCCCCGCUGAACUUCUUGAAUCGCUUGGGCGAAAUCUUCGCCGAGUUCGUCGAGUCCUUCGCGAAAGUUGCUUCAGCUGUGGCCACCCAAGCCAUGAAGGGUGGAAAGUCGCUGCUCCAGACGGCUGCUACAAGCGACUUCCCGUCGGCCGGUGCUCCCCCCAUGGUUCACCACAGAGGCAGCAACCUCAUGAUCACAAAGCACACGCAACAAGCUCCGAGCGGACAAGCGGAGCUGCUGCAGGAGUUGGCUGCGGCCAAGGCCAAGGACGAUGAUGAUGAGGACGAGGAGGAUCCUUCUGCUAUCAGUUGGAGCUUCGGCGACUAUGGGCCUCAGACUCGAACCCUGGUGACGCAGUUCAACGGCAGGGAGACAUCUACAGGCUCCUGCCUGGCCUUUGCACCGAGAAAUAAGACCGGGAGCGAUAGCCAGGCGACCCAACAGGACUGGCAGGCAACCAGCGAAGAUGCCUUUAUCAAGCUGGAGCCUUGGGCCGUGCCUUGCGGCAACAAGUGGAUGAAGGACAACUGGAACAAGUGGCAAGGUUAUUCCUUCUACACCUCGGACAUUGCAAUCGAGAAGUGUGUGACGGUCACGUUCGCCUUGAACAUGCAGCCAGUCGUGGCCUUCGUGGGCGGCAUCCAGUUCGACCUGUUGCCGAAUCCAUUGGCCGAAGUGGAUACUCAGGCCAGCAUCUCAGGUAGUGCUUAG
This is a messenger RNA of Symbiodinium natans, 843 nucleotides long. Lineage: Eukaryota; Dinophyceae; Suessiales; Symbiodiniaceae. The record is from the annotation of a GenBank genome assembly.